GUUAAACCGGGUUCGGAGGCCACAACCCAACCGGUAUCCGUUUGUUAUGUACAUUAAUCGGGGUAUCCCUGAGGUGUGCCUGGCUAAGGAAACUCCUUCGCGGGAUGCCGCCGCAGCCCCUCGCAGAAGAGGAAGACCGCGCAAAACACGCGAUGAGAAGGUUAAGGAAACUCUUCCUACGCGGGAUGCCACCGCAGCCCCUCACAGAAGAGAAAGACCACGCAAGACACACGAUGAGGUGAGUUAUUCACAUUUGAUAGCAAAAUUGACAAAAUACGGAUUUUACUAG
This is a messenger RNA of Acanthoscelides obtectus, 289 nucleotides long. Lineage: Eukaryota; Metazoa; Arthropoda; Insecta; Coleoptera; Chrysomelidae. The record is from the annotation of a GenBank genome assembly.